Molecule: messenger RNA, 5106 nt
Organism: Cydia pomonella (codling moth)
Lineage: Eukaryota; Metazoa; Arthropoda; Insecta; Lepidoptera; Tortricidae
Exons: 16
Coding region: 140-2812 (890 amino acids)
Cellular component (GO): plasma membrane
Source: RefSeq, a predicted model, not a curated record
ACAAUAAAAACAACUUUAGAGUUAUUUUUAUGUAAUGAAGCGGAUCGGUGUUUCGGCUCGUGUCUGUGUGGUGUGAGGGUGUCAGUGUGUCAAAUGCGAAGACGGCGGGGGGGGGGAGGGGUGGUGACUCGUGCGCACCAUGCAGCUGGCUCUGUCGCUGCUGCUCCUGGCCGCCUGCGUCACUGCUUUUGCGCAGAUCGCGUGGACGCCCAUCUUUCUUGAUGCCACCAGCCAAGUGGACCUAUGGACACAAUCACCGAAGGGCUGCGCGUGUCCGUCGGGCGCAGACGGGGACUGCGCAUGCUGCGUGCGCGACGGGGCGUGCCCGUGCGGCGACGUGGCGCCGGCGCGCUGCGCGCAGUGCGGCCUGGAACAAUACUGCGCCAAUAUGUGCAACAUCACAAUCGACUCACGCGUCCUCAAGACCAAAUCCGGCAAAACGUUUGGGCAGAUCAAAUCGCCCUCCCUCCAGGGCCCGGGUGCCUGCUCCUACUUCCUCCAGCCAGACGCUGGCCAGCGAGUGGAGAUUCAGCUCUACAGGCUGGUCUCCGUUGGAAGGUUCAAUGGUACCAGUUGCGAAGGAGGCUGGCUGCAGCUGAGCGGCGCGAGCGCGGUGCGGGCGGCUGGCGCCGGCGGCCCGGCCGAGACCCGCCUCUGCGGGGCCAAUGAGCGCUACACCCCACCCGUCGUGCUGUUCGCUGACCACGGCGCUUCCACUUUGGAAUUUAGGAUAACAGAGAAGACGGACCGGUCACAGUUCCUCGCGUUCUUCAGCUUCACUUCUCUCAGCAACACGCAAGGCGUAGGCUUCCACCCGAGCGGCGGAUCCAGGAUCCCACUUACAGAUUGCGAUUGGCUGUACCAAGAUGUGUCAUGCCGCGGGCCCAGCCCGUGCGUGCUGGCGAGCCCGGGCUACCCGGGUUUGUACCCACCGCACCGCCGCUGUCGCUACCUCUUCGCCACCAACUCCGUCAAUACCAGGGUCAAAAUUAUCUUUACAUCCAUUUUACUGCCCAGAAAUCACUGCGCCACGGAUUACCUAACGCUUCGAGCUGGCAACUCGCCCUCCGCUCCUUUGCUGGCGACGCUUUGCUCGGAGAGAAGCGCUACUUUAGAGCAACCCGGACCAAACCUAUUACUAGAAUUCAAUUCGGGCCCGCUGGUACCACCGUACGACUACAACGGGUUCAUUGCUCGGGUGGAGUUCACGGAGGGGGCGGAUGGGAGCGCACCGCCACCCACCGUAGUUGCCUCGCCGCCGUUGGCUGCGCUCACGCAUCAUACGUCGCACGAAGACAGAUUGUUGGAUUUGGACAGCAACUCCGUCACAAACGAGAUUUCCAGCGGCGUGGGUGCGGGCGGGCGCGUCGGGUGUGGAGCGCGCGUGCGUAGCUACGGGCCCGGCGGCGCGCGCUCAGGGCACUUCGACACGAGGGCGUCCGCGUGGCGCGCGCAGUGCGCCAUACAUCUGCUGGGCACGUCUACCGAUGUCGUGCAAGUUACAUUGUUUAAUUAUAAUUUAAGGUUACAAAGUUGUAGAUCUCAUAUUGAGAUCUUUGAAGGGCUUCAUGAGUUUCCCUCGAGAGAUAGGGGCGAGCGGUCAGACAGAGCGGACCGGACGCUGCUGAGAGUGUGCGGUCCGGCAGUGAGAGAAGCGAGGGACCCCUCUGGGAGGUUCCUGGUGCGCCAAGCCGUGAUAUCUAAGGGUGCUAACUUGACCAUUUUGGUGCGACGCGCCACUUCGCAGAGCGCUGAUGACGAAGAAUUCCUUGAUGGCGCUUUUGCGUUUCAUGAUGAGCAACACGAGGGUACUGCGUCUCCGGACGCCACAUGCACAGCCACGCAUUAUGGGCUGGCGGCGCCAUCACACGGCGGCGUGGCUGCACCAACACACCAUCACGUGUUCUGGAAUCUGGAGGAGCGGCUGGUGUGCACGCACCGGUUCAUACCGGCGGCUAACCAAAGCGUCACCAUCGAGAUUCAGCGGUUGGAACGCAUGUGGAGCGCCGAGCCAGCCGGCUCGGGCGCGGCGGGCUGCCGUACGGCGUGCGGCGAUGCCGGGUGCGAGUGCCGGGCUGCAACCCCUCUACACUACCAUGACCACGUCGCGCUCGUGGCAGGCGAUGGCACGCACCUGUCCUGUUUGUGUGGUGACUUUCAGGCGGCAUGGCUGCCGGUGGUCGUGCGCAGCUGGACGAGCCUGCGUCUCGAGUACUCGGUAGCACAUUACACGUUUGCAAGCCGAGGCUUCGACUACGCUGCCGCCUACAGCUUCAACGACGACGCCAUGUGCGGACAACGCACCUUUACGACGCAUUCUGGUGAAAUAUCUUCACGAAACGUGCCGGUUACGGGCAGCCUAAACGAGUUCUUUUACCAACAAUGCACUUGGGUGUUGGACUCAAAUGUUGAAAGACAACUCUACAUUGACAUAUCCUCAGAACAAGACAAAUCGUGUGGAUCGUGGAACAUCACGCUGCACGAGUGGGCCGGCGCAGGCGCUGGUGAUACGGGGCUGGCGGCGGCGGCCGGGGACCGGCUGUUCACCUUCUGCGCGCGCUACAAGAACCACACCUAUUCGCUGCCCUACAAACAGAACACUGUUGUCAUAAGACUCGUGGCGUUGUCGCGGCAGCAGCCGCUGUACACCAUCCGGUGGCGGUCGCAAGUGGUGCGCGCCAACACGCGCAUGGGCGCGCCUACGCCCGCGCCGGCCGCUUCCGCCAGUGAAAUCGCCACCCAUUUACACCGUCUUCUACUCUACGCGGUCCUCUACAUCAACGCUCAAACUUUCCGGCCAGUGACCGUGUGAUCUAAAUUAUUCAGUGAAUCUCGGUGGCUGUUUUGCAUAUUUACUUAUUGAAAUUUAAAAAUUUUAAAGCCGUGCGAACGAUGUGGAUUGAGUGCGGCGAGAAGACUGUUUUCUUUACUUAGGUGUAUCGUGUAGACUUCAGUUUUGUAGAUUUGAUAUUGAAUGAAUGAUGUUUGAGAAAUACAGGUAAAUAAAAGCUUUUUGUUUAUAAACACAGGUGAUUGUAUUUCAUCUUGACGUAUGUGAAUCGUUUUUGUUUGCUCUUUUUAUUUUUCAGCAUUUCUAGUUGCCGUUGUUUUAAUCAACUUUGCUUACGAACAAGGUUAUAUUACUUGUUUAGGAAAAACACAAUGCAAUUCGCUGUAUUAAGUUAGUUAGGGAGAGACACUGAACUAACCCGCUGUAUUAAGUUAGUUAGGGAGAGACACGGAACAUUUAAAAUAACCGCUAUGUAUAUUUUUAUUUUUUCAUUGUAAAUACAAACAUUACAUCAAGUUCAUUAAUAAAACGUAAGACGAUGAUAAGAAUUUAUAAUUUUAGAAUGUUUAAUGUCCAACAAUAUAUGUUAAAUCGUUAAAUUGUUUGUUUUAAAUAUUAGUCUUUAAUGUAUUAAAUAUGUAUGUACGUCUCGAUGUCAAUUAUGAUAUUUGUUGAUAUUAUGUUAGUCAAACGAAACAGCCAACUUAAUUUUGUAUCUGGCUUUGUUAGCCUUGGUGCCGCAGUAUGAUUCAGUUUUAUUGUCACUUGCAUGCUUUCGACGAAUUCAAAUAUAUAGGAAACCUAAAAUUUCUGGAUCAUAACAUAGUUGAAAUAGGUCUGGUUUAGCUUGUUUUGAGAUGUUAUACGGCUUUAAAUAUAGUUGGUUAAAAAAAAAAUCGACACGUAUUUAUUGAUUGAAGAGUAAAACUCAAUUAUUCUUAAAUACCUAUGUAAUAUGCACAGAAUUUUAUGAAAUACGUAGCCAAAACUUGUUAAAGCAUGAACAUUCUUAGUUCAUUACACAUAAGUUCUUAGAUCCUACACAAAAGUAACCGAGACUGACAGUCGAACAAAAUCUUUGUCAUGUAGAAACCUAGAAAUUAUAAGUGUGCUCAGGAACUGUACUGACUAGGCUAGAGCAGGAAGCGUAUUCAGAUAAAAAAUAUACUUAUGCUAGUGAUCAGGGCAACCCUGUCGCACCUGAUUUAUAAGCGUGUGUGAACGGGUCUAAGAUUGAUAUAAAAUCAUAUUAUUAAAUCUGAAUGCACCUAUAUGAAGUUGAUUGAACACAAUCCCCUCUAGUAGAAAUUCGGUUGAUGUCGGAAGUCUCUGCUUACAAAAUAUUUCAAUUGCUUAAACGCCGGUUAUUUAACUAUAGAAAAUGUUCGCAAUAGUUUAAUGGACUUUAAGCUUUGAUAAAGGCGCUUACGCGAGCAUUGACUUUGGUGCAGAGGCAAUAGUUUUAUUUAUUGUUUGCAAUUGCGCUUAUUUUAAGGUUGAUUUAAAGGUGGGCUAUAUACAGUCAGCAUUAAGAUAAAUCAUAGCCGUGAUACUAGAACGCUGAUAGUCGUACAGUUACCUGCAAUAAUAUGGUACUCUUCGAAGGCCGCAAAAUAUGUGUCAUGCUCUUAUGGCUUUACAAAUAAGAUCGUGUCAGAUAUUUUUGCAGCCUUCGUUGUGUAACAUAUUAUUGCAGGUGACUAUAAAUUGGAAGAGACCCUAGUCCACCAAAUGCAAAGUAAAAACAACAGACAAACAUAUAGAAAGACAGACGUGCUCUUGAACGGAAUCACAGAAACAAUUUGAUGUUGACUGUACUUAGAGAGAUUGAUCUACUACUUUUAUUUUACGGAAACCUAAUAGGAGAUCGAACUGAUAAGUCAAAUUUGAAUAUUUUUAAAAUAUCCAAACGACCCAAUUCUUUCUAAGUGAAAAAUAAGAACAAUUUUGUUUUAUUCUUUAUAUUUUCGAGUAUUAAUAAUUGUAUAAUGAGGAAUAAUCUAGGGGCAUGACAAAGCCACCGCCUAGUAAAGUAAGAUGUAAAUUUUACAACAGUUCGAUCCCCUAUUGAGGCUUGUCUCUACCCCUUAGUAAUGUUUAUGUAAACUACGGCGUUGUUCAAUGUUCUUAGUAAUUGUUUAUAAUAGCAAAUUAGCGACUGAUUCAAUCUGUCGAUUAAAUAUGUUUAAUUUAGUCCAGUAGAUGUAAAUAGUUAAUUCGGAUAAUAACUAACGAAGCUCUAAUCUUAAUUAGACGAUUCCGUGGUACCUAUUAAUAAAAACGUUUGUUACACCGAAAUAGAUCAAAUGAACGCA